Seminavis robusta is the source of this 797-nucleotide messenger RNA. NCBI's taxonomy places the organism in Eukaryota, Bacillariophyta, Bacillariophyceae, Naviculales, Naviculaceae. The record is from the annotation of a GenBank genome assembly.
AGUUAGUUGGUGCGAGUUGGUACCAACACGAACUCUCCUCUCCAAAUCGCAAGAUCCAGAGCUACCCAAAAACCCAACGAAAAGCUCACAAUUUUGUAUUCUCCAUUCCACAAAAAGAAUAUCUUUCAUCAUGGCUAUGCACAACUUCUUCGCCAACAUGUUGCCACCCAACAUGGAAGUCACCAUCGAAGAUGAUAACCUUCGUGGCCACGAACAACCCAGAGCAGUUCCUCAACUAGACUGCAGCUCGUCCCGUCGCCCCUUGGCAACGACAAGGUGGCAAACAUCCGAGGUAAAGAAAACCACGACCAAGAAGAGCACUCUUCCUCCCUCUCCUCCUCGCCGAAGACGCAAAACGGUAAAGGAACCUUCACGAUGGGAAGAGCAAGAAUCGUCGCCUCAGGAUCAAUCCAACCGGGACGCACCAAUUCGUCCUCGCAGGCACAGUAUUCCAGCACCAACAUCACCCAAGCGUGGUCAAACAACCCUUCUAGCUGCCACCAACAUGUCUCCUCAGGCUUUGAAGACACUCCUUAUCGCAUCAUCGCUUUCACCGACCAGAGCAUCCAAAAGUGUUGUUGCAUUGCACAUUGCAUCGGCAGCUUAAGUGAAAAGAUGGGUAUCUGCAUGGGAAACUGGGAAGCUUGGGGUAUACUAGGGAAAGGGCCAAAAGUCGGCAGCGCAAGCAGCAAGAGCGCAAUCUUGCAGUGACUGCAAACGGCUGUAAUACUAAUGCUAAUAAUACAUAACUAUCAAAGAACGAUACAACCACACUUUCGCUCCACAACUAGCUGGCU